AUGGAUAGUGCUGGUGUGCAACAAAUUAUAUCUGCUUUAAACAUAGUGUAUGACCCCAAGUCAACAAAUGAUCAAAGAAGAGAAGCUCAAAACUUUUUAGAAACUAUAAAAUCAAAUGAUGAAUCACCAUACUGGGGGUUUCAAUUAGCAUUACCUGAAAAUAAUGGGUCAAAUUAUAUUGUGAGACAUUUUGGUUUAUCUCUAUUACAAUCAUCUAUUAGAUAUAGAUUUCAAUCAUUUGAUUCGACUAAAAUUUCGGCUAUUAAAAAUUGGAUAAUUGAGCUAGCCAAUAAAACUGAAAGUACUGAUCCUCAUUAUAUUAAAGAAAAAAUAGCUUUUUUGUGGGUUGCGUUAUCAAAAAGAAUAUGGGGUAGUUAUUUAGUUAAAACAAGGGAUGAUCAAGAGGAUAUAGAGAAUAAUCUCACAAUAAAUAUGGGAAAUGAUGUGGAAAAUGAUAAACCUAUAAUACAAUCUGGAGAAAAACGUAAAGUUUCACCACAAGAAGCAGAGAGCGGUUGGGUCUCCAUGGACUCUGACUUAUGGCAUUUAUGGAAUAGCAGUGUCACAUGUCGUGAAUUGUCAUUAAUAAUAAUAAGAACCCUAUUUGAAGAUAUUUAUUUAUUGGAUGAUCCGACAGCAUCAAAAAAUAGUGCCAUACUAACUCAAUUAUCGAUGUUGAUUGUAACUCCUAAUAAGAUUUUAGAUCUGAUUUACGAAAACAAUGAAACGAUAUCGGUGUGUAAGGCAUCAAUUGAUGGUUGGUUUAUUGCAUGGUCUACUUUCUUGCAAGAUAUCAUAUCCAAUAGUGAAUAUAAUAAUGACGAUUACCAAAAAUUCAUAACUAAAAUACUUGGAGCUUUUAAAACAUGUUUACACUGGAUAAAUCCAACAGUGCUAAGGGAGCAAAAUAUUAUGCAAACCAUGAUAAAAUUAUUGACUUUGAAUGACGUCAAAAUCAAAACUUUAGCUGUUGACUGUCUACAUAUAAUAUUCACUAGAACUUAUUUGCAAGAUGAGGAUUUCGAAUUUUUCAUCGGAUCAAUUUUCACAAUUGAAGGUAUCAAUAAAUUAUCUGAAUUUUAUCAGUCAUUGCAACUUGAUCCGGAUGAUAUUGAUGAACAAAUUUAUUCGUUAUUGAAGAAAACAGUAGAAAUGAUAGUUUCAUUGAGUGAGUACUUAAAUAUAUCGUCCAAACAUAAGGUUGAUUGGGAUCGAAGUGACAUUGAUGGGUACCUCAAAUUAGUUUUAAGAACGACAGAUCAUCCAAGUUUAAUUAUUAGUGGAUUAUCAUUACAAAUGUGGGUAACAAUAUUACGAUUUGACGAAUUAAGCGCCAAGCCACAAAUUAUAAAUGUCAUGAUGCAACUAUUAGAUAUCGCAGCGGAUAGAACUAUAAAUUUUUUGCUAGACGAUGAACAUAUAUCCAAAAAGUUUUUUGAUGUUGAUUUUGACUCGACGCCAGAUGCAACAAGUUUUUUGCAGAAUUAUCGAAAAUUUAAUGAAGAUAUUAUAAGAAUAACGGUUUGUAAAAAACCGGAAGAUGGAUUAUUAUGGUUAGAAAAUAGAUUACAAAAUUUUUUUAGUUCAGAUCUAGGAAACCAAUGUAUUAAUAAUUACAAUAUUGAUGAAAAAUCUAAGGCAUUUAAUUAUGGAUCGUCACAGUUCAAUACGAUAGAAAAUAGUAUAAGAGGUAUAUCAAGAUGGAAAAUCUGGUAUCACGGUGAAGACUUUGAUGAAAUUAAUGACAGGCUACAUAAGCUAGUUAUUCAAUUAGGUGAAAGAUUACUAGCUAUGAAUCUAGCUUCACCUUUAAUAAUACGAAGACAAGUUCAAACUUUGGUCCAAUUUGCACCACUUUUAAAAGAUGUCAACAGUCCAUUGAUGUUUCAAAUUUUAGAAAAAAUUUUAACAACAGCCACAUUCCCCUACCCACCUAACAUCUCGGAUGAUGACUUGGAAUUAAUAAGAGACUUGAGAGCAAGUUGUGGUACUGAAUUAAAUAGACUAGCGUACAUUAUGCCGGAAGCGUUAAAAAAGAUUUUUAAUGAUUUGGAGAAUGUCGUUGCUAACAUACUAUCCUCCAAAAAAGUUAGUGAACAUGAAAAUGUUGCAUUCAAAUCGUUCUUGUUAGUUAUAGCUUCCAGGUCCUCAAUUGAUGACAAAAAUGAUUUAUUUGCUAAAAUUGUUGAUCCUGAUAUUGCCGCUUGGUCAGCUCCUGAAACUGAGAAGGGUCUUGCCGACUUGCAUUGGUUCAUGGAAAGAAUAGGUAUAGUUCAAAUUGCAUCGUAUUUUCAAAAAAGAGGUAUCACCGCUAAUACAAACCUAUUGGAGGCUAAGAUGGAUGAUGAGGGUAAGCAAUUGAAAACAAAUUUGAAAGAUCAUUGGAGUUCAAUCUUCCCUAUUAGAGCAACUAGAAUUUUUAUUCAAUAUAGUAUAGAAAAAUUAAAUCAUGAUCUGCCUGAAUAUAUCAAUUUAUUAAAAUUAUGGAAACCAAGAGUGCAACCCAUUGUACCACAUGUUUUACAGUUAUUGACUCAAAUACAGGCUUACCAUAAUCCAGCCAAUUGGAAAGAUUUACCUGCUGAAGUUCAAAGUUUUGUCAAAUAUAGUUGUACUGAAAGGUUUUGGCAACAAGGUGUAUCAAUCCAAUCUAAGGAGACUUUUAUAGAAGAAAAUGUCAAAGCUGCAUUAACCCUACGAGACUUUGCUGAUUCAGUUGGGCAUUUGAUAAGAUAUACUAGAGAAUAUGCAUUCCUUACUGUUGGAUCAUUGGCUCAAUUAGAGGACACAUUAUAUGAAAUACCAGGUAUAGCAUCAAGAAUCUGGAAAGCAGUUGCUGGAGAUACGGUUGGGGUUACAUUACAUUCAUGGAAACAUAUGAUCAAUAGUUGUUUGAGAGUUGUCAUUAAAUUUUGUCCAGUAAAAUUUGUUGAAGUAUUCAUGAGCGAAUUAUUGCCUCCGGCGUUGAAUGAUAUUGACGAAUUAAUUGUGUCAAAAUGGGAUAAAGUUUACAAGAAUGGCCUUCAACUACAAGGAAAUGAAGAUGAUGAAACAUUAUCGGAAGAAAUGAUGGAGGAGCAUAUGUUGAGACAACUCACUGCUACUGUUGUCAGAUUAUUAAUGGACGUUGUUGGUCAAUUCAAUUCCAAGACAAUGUCAAAUACUCAAUUUGCAUGUAGAAAACUAGUUAUAGAAAGAAAAGAAGUUUUAGCACCAUUCUUGAAAAUUUGCUGCCAUAUAAUUACUUUCAAAGAUACAAAAUGUUCAUUUAAUACAAUUCUAGUCAUUAGAAACAUAGUUACAGAAGUAACUUUAAAAGAUGACGAAGUUGAUAAAUUUUUAAGUGACUACCUAAUAAAAGCAUUACUACAAGUGUUAUUAGAUGAUUAUUUUGUUGAAACUCAUGGAGAAGCAGCAUUAGCAUUAACAUCAUUAUAUUGUCAAUUAAGAUUGAAGGAUGAUUAUGCAGCAAGAGUCUUGAUAGCAAAUUUACCAAAUAUAAAACCACAACACAUACUGAAUUUCGAAAGUUUAUUAGUCUCAUCUAGAUCAAUAAGGCAUCAAAGAUCAGCUCUAUUGGAAUUAAUUAAAAUAUCAAAAGAUAAUGGUUCAAUGAAUGAUAAUGACGAAUUAAGUAAACGAAAAAAAGAACUUGAUAGUAUUACGAAAAGAAAAAAAAUCGGUGCAGAAAACUCAGAUGUUAUGAACGACCCAUUUGUGGAAAAUGGAGCAUUAGGAAAUUUAUUUGGGGAUGAAUAG
Molecule: messenger RNA, 3759 nt
Organism: Lodderomyces pseudojiufengensis
Lineage: Eukaryota; Fungi; Ascomycota; Pichiomycetes; Serinales; Debaryomycetaceae
Gene: MSN5
Product: karyopherin
Exons: 1
Coding region: 1-3759 (1252 amino acids)
Biological process (GO): protein export from nucleus; RNA export from nucleus
Cellular component (GO): cytoplasm; nucleus; RNA nuclear export complex
Molecular function (GO): nuclear export signal receptor activity; RNA binding
Source: RefSeq, a predicted model, not a curated record